UCGCGCCCAAACGCGGCCUUCCCUGUUCAGAGGCUCUCCAUUUCUAACGGACCUUUACCCGCUUUACAAACCGGGCUUACAUCUCUGUGCACGCAAACAUAGAUAGAGAGAGAAAGCGGAAGAGAACAGAGAGGGGAGGAGAGAGAAACACACAGAUUAUAGAGAUAGAUACAUAGAGAGAGGGAGAGAUAGGAAGUGCGUGGCCGUUUUACCGGCCACCACCGCCGCCGCUAGACACCGUCGAGUUAUCAACUGCAUUUUAAUUUAUGUAGCUAAAGAAUAAAACAGAAAUAUAUAAUUACAAGAGGAAUUAUUGUUUUUUUUUUUUAAUUUUUAAUUUUGAUUUUCAGUAAUUGGAGAAAGAAAAAAAAAAUUCAAUUCGUAUCGUAGUUAAUCCAAACAAGCUGCGGCGCCAUUGUUCUGUUUGUUUCUUCUUCAUCAUUUUCCCGUCUUCUCUGGGAUUGCAGAUAAGGGAACGCAACACAAUAAAUUUACCUCGAUGCGUAGUAUGAAUAUGAUGGACGAAUGCAAGGGCGUACAAGUUUGUGCCAUGAAUCAUGGAACCACCACAGCGGGCGGUGUUAGUGGUGUUCUCCAGCACCUCCAUGAUCAUCUAAAGGGAAAUAUGAUCGGGUCCAAAUCCACCCGGAAUUUCCAGAGACUUCAACAUUCCAAUAAUACUGUCAAUCCGUCUGUCUUAGCUGAAACUCUCGCAGUUUACGGCCUCCCUCAGGCGGAUCUCGUUGAACCCCAGAUUGAACCUUACCUCAAACCUGUGGAUUUCGUGCAGGCUCUAGCUGAACUCUACCGUAAGUUUGAGGAUUGCCCUCAAUUUGACAAGUCUAGGGUGUUUCUUGAGCAAUGUGUGUUAUUUAAGGCCUUAACGGAUCCUAAGAUGUUUAGGGGGAGCCUUGUUUCUGCCAGGAAGCACGCCGUUGAUGUGCAUUCUAAGGUUGUUCUUUCGGCAUGGUUGAGGUUUGAGAGGAGAGAGGAUGAGCUUAUUGGGGUGUCGGCUAUGGACUGUUGUUGUACAAGAAGCAUGGAAUGCCCAAGAUGCUCCUUGGUGCGGGGAUAUAAUCCUGAAUCAGCUAAUGAUCACUGUACGUGUCUCCAGAGUCGAAAGGAGGAUGAGGAUGCUGAAUGUCGUAUGGAAGAUGAGGAAAUUUCCACCUCACCGAGCCAUGCUAUUGAAGAAGAAGAUGAUGAUGAUUAUGAUAUGUCAUUUUGCAUUGGGAGUGAUGAGAUCAGGUGUAGUAGAUUUAAGAUUGGCUCACUUUCAGUACCGUUUAAAACAAUGUUGUAUGGUAGCUUUAUGGAGUCAAAAAGGGAAAAGAUCCACUUCUCGCUAAAUGGGUUCUCUGCGAAUGCAAUGAAAGCAGCUGAGGUCUUCAGCCGGACAAAGAGUGUUGAUUCUGUUAAACCAGAAGUUGUCUUGGAGCUCUUAUCAUUGGCCAAUAGGUUCUGUUGUGAGGAAAUGAAGUCUGCUUGUGAUGCAUAUUUGUCAUCUUUGGUUUCUGACAUAGAGGAUGCCGUGUUGCUUAUUGAAUAUGGGUUAGAGGAGGGUGCCUAUCUCCUAGUUGCAGCUUGCUUACAGGUUUUCCUCAGGGAACUGCCCAUGUCAAUGCAGAAUCCAAAUGUGUCAAGGAUCUUCUGCAGUUCAGAAGGAAGGGAAAGAUUAGCAGCUGUGGGACAUGCUUCCUUUUUAAUAUACUAUUUCCUGAGCGAGAUUGCCAUGGAGUUUGAUAUGAAAUCAAACAAAACUGUGAUGCUCUUGGAAAGAUUAGGAGAGUGUGCAACCGAAGACUGGCAAAGACAAGUUACGUUCCACCAAUUGGGCUGUGUGAUGCAUGAAAGAAAAGAGUACAAGGAUGCUCAGCAAUGGUUCAAGGCAGCUGUUGACGCUGGUCAUGUUUAUUCUUUGGUUGGUUUUGCCAGAUCCAAGUAUAAACGCGGCCAUACUUACAAGGCAUAUAAGCUGAUGAACUCCCUUAUAAAUGAUCACACACCAUCUGGAUGGAUGUAUCAGGAGCGAUCUCUUUAUUGCAGUGGGACUGAGAAGAUGAUGGAUUUGAAUUUGGCUAUUGAAUUGGACCCAACUCUUUCUUAUCCAUACAAAUAUAAAGCUGUUUCUAUGAUGGAGGAAAAUAAAAUUGGGCCUGCUAUCUCAGAGAUCAACAAAAUCAUUGGUUUCAAAGUUUCUCCUGACUGUCUGGAACUACGUGCUUGGUUUUUGAUUGCCUUGAAGGAUUUCAUAGGAGCGUUGACAGAUGUCAGGGCACUUUUAACAUUGGAUCCUCAUUACAUGAUGUUCAAUGGGAAACUGCAAGGGGACCGCUUGGUGGAGCUCCUUUGUAGUGCAGUUCAGCAGUUGAGUCAAGCUGAUUGCUGGAUGCAACUAUAUGAUCGAUGGUCCCGAGUAGAUGAUAUUGGCUCCCUGGCUGUUGUACAUCAUAUGUUGGCUAAUGACCCAGGGAAGAGCCUCCUACAAUUUCGGCAAUCUCUCCUCCUCUUACGGUUGAAUUGCCAUAAAGCCGCGAUGCGAAGCCUAAGAACAGCAAGAAACCAAGCUAGGUUUGUGCAUGAAAGACUAGUCUAUGAAGGAUGGAUAUUGUAUGACACAGGUUUUCAUGAAGAAGCAAUUGCUAAAGCUGAAGAAUCACUCUCAAACAAGAGAUCGUUUGAAGCCUUCUUUCUAAAAGCGUACAUUUUGUCCGAAACAAAUCACGAUACCCAGUCUUCUAUGUAUGUUAUAGAGCUGUUAGAGGAAGCUCUUAGGUGCCCUUCCGAUGGCCUUAGGAAAGGCCAGGCUCUAAGUAACCUUGCAAGUAUUUAUGUAGAUAUUGAGAAGCUAGAUAAUGCAAUUGAUUGCUACAUGAAUGCCCUGGAUAUUAAGCACACACGAGCCCAUCAAGGUUUGGCGCGUGUAUACCAUCUCAAAAAUCAGCGACAAGCUGCAUAUGAUGAGAUGACAAAGUUAAUUGAGAAGGCAAGGGAUAAUGCAUCAGCUUAUGAAAAACGCUCCGAGUACUGUGAUCGCGAUAUGGCAAAAAGUGAUCUUAUAAUGGCAACAAAGCUAGAUCCCCUGCGUACAUACCCGUAUAGAUACAGAGCAGCUGUUCUGAUGGAUGAUCACAAGGAAGCAGAGGCCAUUGCAGAGCUCAACAGAGCCAUCGCUUUCAGACUUGACCUACAGCUACUCCAUCUUCGAGCAGCAUUUUACGAUUCCAUUGGUGAUCACAUGUCAACUAUCCGAGAUUGUGAGGCAGUCCUUUGUCUUGAUCCUUCACACGCAGACACACUUGAGCUGUUCCAGAGAGCACGCCAACAUCUCAAUGAACAGCAGCAGACGUAGACGAGCAAAUAGGGUCAUCUCGAGUUUCUUUUUCGUGUGGACUGUGGUGAGCCGGUCAGUCUCUUCUGCCCUGUCUUUUUGGGGCAUACUGUGCUAGCAGUAGGCCAUUUUUACUUACACGCUGGAUUUUGUAUUUAGAUUGAAUCAAGAUUAGAUUGGCAUUGGGCAUUUUAUGUGGUAAAAGAGAUGAAGGAGUACAGAAUCUUGGAGAAUGAGUAAUAUAGCCUGUAAAUAUCUUUUUUUUUUUUUUUUCAAAUAUAGUGAAACACAAAAGUACAAAACAAAUUUAUGAAUUUGUAGUGGGUGCUGCCGAAGUGGCCAUAGUUGUUUGAAACAUGUACAUGAAAUUCCAGCUUGCAAUGAAGGUUCGUUUAAGUGUAA
Messenger RNA from Ipomoea nil (Japanese morning glory), 3733 nucleotides. Its product is annotated as ethylene-overproduction protein 1. The transcript has 5 exons. Gene Ontology annotation, biological process: negative regulation of ethylene-activated signaling pathway. Bases 500 to 3352 code for a protein of 950 amino acids. The record is from RefSeq and is a predicted model, not a curated record. Lineage: Eukaryota; Viridiplantae; Streptophyta; Magnoliopsida; Solanales; Convolvulaceae. Gene Ontology annotation, molecular function: protein binding.